AUGAAGAAGUUCAAUAUGAGAAGGUAUAGUAUAAGGUGUGAAGAGAAGAACGAGAACAAAAGGCUUCGAGUUUUGAUAGCUGGUGGUGGUAUUGGGGGGCUAGUGCUGGCUCUGGCAGCGAAACACCAAGGAUUCGACGUGAAGGUGUUUGAGAAAGGAUCGAGUGCAGUGAGAGGUGAGGGUACGGAUCGUGGCCCGAUUCAACUGUCCAGUAAUGCCAUGGCAGUGUUGGAAGCCAUUGAUAAGGAUGUCGCGAGGCGGAUCAUGGAAGCAGCUGGCUGCAUUACCGGCAAUAGGAUCAAUGGCUUUGCCGAUGGCCUUUCAGGGAAAUGGUUAGCCAAGUUUGAUCUUUGGACUCCAGCUAUUGAAAGGGGGCUUCCUAUUACUCAAGUAAUAUGUAGAAUGGCAUUGCAGGACAUCUUAUUCAAUGCAGUAGGACAAGACACUGUCAGUACCAACUCUAAAGUUGUGGACUUCGUAGAAGACUGUAACAAGGUCACAGUGAUCCUUGAAGAUGGACGGCAAUAUGAAGGUGAUAUUUUGGUCGGGGCGGAUGGGAUCUGGUCAGAUGUACGUUCGAAACUAUUUGGGGCACAAGAAGCAAUAUAUUCAAAUUAUACAUGCUAUAGUGGACUAACAAAUUUUACACCAUCAUAUACUGACUUUAUUGGAUAUCGGGUAUUCUUGGGAUCAAACCAAUACUUUGUUGCUGUGGAUGUGGGAAAGGGGAAGAUGCAGUGGUAUGCAUUCCAUAAAGAGCACGCCAUGAAUUCUAAUCCUUCUUCAGGUAAAAAAAAGAGACUGUUGAAACUAUUCAAGAGUUGGUGCAGUGAAGUGAAUACACUAAUUUCAAAAACAACAGAGGGCAUGAUUUUAAGGAGGGACAUUUAUGACAGAGACAUGAUCUGUUCCUGGGGAAUUGGACAUGUGACCCUGUUGGGUGAUGCUGCUCAUCCUAUGCAGCCAAAUCUUGGGCAAGGAGGUUGCAUGGCAAUUGAGGAUUGUUACCAACUUAUACUUGAGCUUGAGAGGGUUUCCAAAAGAAGCUCUGAUGUUGGCCUGGCUAGUGCAAUAGCCUCAGCACUUAAAAGAUACGAGAAGAAACGAAUGCUUCGUGUCAGCACAGUACAUGCAGUGAGCCGUUUGGCAUCCAAAAUGCUUUCCUAUUACCAGCCCUACAUUAAUUUUGGAUAUGGCCCUCUGUCUCCAUGCCAGCGCCCAAGGCGCCGCCUAGCAUCCCAGGUUUUGCCCUCUUUUCCUUCGGCAUCGCCCAACACGCCUGGCCUCACCUCCACACUGCUCGGCUCAUGCCAGAUGUCACCCAACGCCUCGCUAGCAUCACCCAGCGGCUGGGCUUGCGUGAUGGCGCCACCUAUUGUUGUUGCAGCCCUGCCCCAUCUGUCAACUAGCCCACACAAGGGGUCACCCACUGAAGAUUUAAUUGUUGCCCACCUCAUGUCUUCACCAGCAGUGCCUGCACCCAGCCAACCGACGACAUCGCCUAACGCACUAAGGGGGCCACCCAAGUCAACUGAGUCAGGGGCGCCGCUCGUAGAGCCAAUAGCAUUGCCAAAACCAUUUGGGGCAUCGCCCAGCUUGCCAACCUGCUUGUACUUCCAGCCUAUGAGGCAUUGCCAAUCACCCUAUAGGCGCCGCCUUGAUCAGCUAUGGCAUCGUAGAUCACAGGAUGGAUUUCAUCUCCUUCACUGCCCUUUGUGGCAAUGCUAA
Messenger RNA from Ilex paraguariensis (yerba mate), 1728 nucleotides. The record is from the annotation of a GenBank genome assembly. Lineage: Eukaryota; Viridiplantae; Streptophyta; Magnoliopsida; Aquifoliales; Aquifoliaceae.